GGGUAGAUUAUCAGAUUAUCUAGCAUAGAGGGUGGCGCCAAGACCGCAUAGAGGAUCCUAAUAGGGGGAAUUCCUGGAUGACUAGCCGAAUAAUUCUCCUCACCCCCAACUCCUUGGGCGAACCGACGCCGGCUCCUUGCCCCGCCUUAGCGACAUAUCGGGGCGGCUUCUCGCGGCCGGUGCGACACGACUGUGUUGGCUUCGUGUGGGGGGGAUAUUCCUAUUUCAGCACGCUUCAGCCUCUGAAGCCCGCCGUUGGAUGCGGGCCUGAGAUACACAGACCACCACGAGUCGAUAUAGGGACUACCUAAUCCACUGUCCACUGAUAAUAGAUACCUGCGGUGUGAUAUUCGGAAAGAAAUAAGGCAACAUGAGUACCACCACCGAGACAGCGGUCAAGAGAACUUGGCAAGAGCUCCAGGCCGCGAAGGCCGCCGAGCGCGACUCCAGAAUACCAGCCGAAUGGAAGUUGAAACAGCUCCCGCCGGCGGGCACUUUUGACCUUCGCCCGUUUGCCAGCUCCUCCGGGAUUCUCUCCGAGACCGAGCUGACGAUCACCGGCGAGCAGUAUGACGCGACUUCGCUGGCCGCCGCCAUCGCCGAGGGCAAAUACACUGCCGCCGAGGUUGUAACCGCCUUCUGCAAGCGGGCCGCCAUCGGGCAGCAGCUCUGCAACAUGCUGACGGAAAUUAUGUUCGCCGACGCGAUCAAGAGGGCGCAGGAGCUCGACGAUAUCUACAAGAGCACCGGCAAGGUGGUCGGCCCGCUGCACGGCGUCCCGAUGACCUUCAAGGAGUGCUUCCACUUUAAGGGGUACGACUCGACCAAUGGCUACAUGUCCCGGGUCUUCCAGCCGGCCGACCGCACGUCACCGCUACCAGAGCUCAUACAAGCUGCCGGAGCCGUCGUUAUUUCCAAGACGAACGUGCCCCAGACGAUGCUUGUCGCGGAGAGCCACAACAACGUGUUCGGCCAGACCAAGAACCCCGUCAACUCCAACCUCACGUGCGGAGGCAGCAGCGGUGGCGAAGGCUCUAGCCAAGCUUUCCGGUGCAGUGCCCUCGGCGUCGGGACUGACGUCGGUGGUUCGAUUCGCAUCCCUUCGGCAUGCAAUGGCGUCUACGGAUACAAGCCAAGCUUCGGCGUCAUCCCGAUGAUCGGGUACUCGUAUUCGGGUUGGACGGGUUCCAACACGGGCAUCCCCGCCGUCACGGGACCCCUCGGGCACUCGGUCCGCGACCUCGCCCUCUUCACGCGCAUUGUCCGGGACGCGAAACCGUGGCUGUUCGACCCGGCCGUGAUCCCGAACAUCCUCGAGCUCGAGCCGGCGGCGCGCAAGCCUGUCGUCGGCGUCAUCUACGAGUCGGGGCUGACGCCGCACCCGCCGGUGCGCCGGGGCCUGCGCGAGGCCGUGGCGAAGCUGACGGCGGCCGGGUUCGACGUGCGGGAGUUCAACCCGCCGGACCUGACCGGCGUGCGCGAGGUGUCGGAGCAGCUGUUCACGAUCGACGGGCUGUCGUACCCGCGGCUGGAGUUCGAGAAGUCGGGCGAGCCCGUCGUGCCGAGCGUCAACAAGAUCGGCUUCUGGGACAUCCCCGCCAAGACCCAGGAGCAGGCGUGGCAGUGGAACACGAAGAAGCUCAACCUCCAGAAGGUCCUGCUCGACGAGUGGCAGAGGGUCGGCUGCGACGUCCUCCUUACCCCCGCCGGCGCGCACACUGCCGUCCGGCCCGGCGACUGGACGAGCGAUAUCUACACCGUGUUCUGCAACGUGGCUGAUUAUCCGGCCAUCAUCGUGCCAGUGACGCACGCCGAUCCGGCCCUCGACCCCGUCGACGCCAACUUCAAGCCCAGGAAUGAGGCCGAUAAGAAGAACCAGGAUAUGUAUGACCCGGAGCUUUUCAAGGGGGCGCCGGUCGCGUUGCAGAUCGUCGGCCCGAGGCUGGGAGACAAGCAGCUGCUCAAGGAUGCCGAGACCAUUGACAGCGUCUUGAACGCCAGCGCUUGAGGGGCGGCUCGCGCCACGAUGGUGCUCUAUGAGCUGCUGGAGGGAUGUACGGAGGAUCGAUUGAAAUGCCUCAUUCUAGAGAUGGAAAGCUGGAGACACGGGAAUACUUACCUCUGUU
Molecule: messenger RNA, 2126 nt
Organism: Durotheca rogersii
Lineage: Eukaryota; Fungi; Ascomycota; Sordariomycetes; Xylariales; Xylariaceae
Product: amidase
Exons: 3
Coding region: 371-2008 (545 amino acids)
Source: RefSeq, a predicted model, not a curated record